AUGUCGUCUCACCAUCGUUUCGGCCCUGUAGCUCCAGGCAUAGCUUUCAUCACGGGCGGAGCCAGAGGUUUGGGCAAUGCCAUUGCAGUCUCCUUCGCCAAAGAAGGUGCGCGCGGAAUCGCCCUCGUCGACAUCAACAACGAAGAAACCUUCGCCAAAGGCAAAGCCGCCGUCGAGGCCUACGGCGCGAAAUGCAUAACCAUCCACGCGGACGUCACGCAAGAAGACCAAGUCGCCCACGCCAUCGCCGAGACCGUGAAAGAAUUCGGCCGGAUCGAUUACGCGGCCAACUUCGCGGGGAUCGUGGGGCCCUUGGGGAAUUCCUGGGAGGUGGAGACGAAGGAUUGGAAGAAGGUGAUUGAGGUGAAUCUGAUCGGGGUGUGGUUGUGUACGAAGUUGGAGAUGAAGCAGAUGUUGGAGCAGGAGUCCAUUGCCGAGGGGAUCGAGGAUGGGAGGAUUCCGCAGAAGGGGUCGAUUGUUAAUUGUGCUUCUGUGAAUUCCAUCCAGGCCGGGGCUGGCACGACGGGGUAUACGGCGGCGAAGCAUGGGGUUGUUGGUAUCACCAAAGCUGCGGCGUUGGAGGGGAGGGAUAAGCAUGUGAGGGUGAAUGCCGUGAGUCCUGGGUUUUUGCAGACGAAUCUGUUCGAUGAUGUGCCUGGUCUGCCGGAUGAUCUUUGGGCUGUGUUUGAGGCGAGGCAGGGGCGGGUAGCGAAGAAUGAAGAGAUUGGGGAUGUGGUGGUGCUAUUAAGUACGCCGAGAAUGAGCCUAGUAAAUGGGCACAAUCUGGUGAUUGACAACGGCUUCACGAUCAACGAGAAUGCACUAUAA
Molecule: messenger RNA, 828 nt
Organism: Zasmidium cellare ATCC 36951
Lineage: Eukaryota; Fungi; Ascomycota; Dothideomycetes; Mycosphaerellales; Mycosphaerellaceae
Exons: 3
Coding region: 1-828 (275 amino acids)
Molecular function (GO): oxidoreductase activity
Source: RefSeq, a predicted model, not a curated record